Molecule: messenger RNA, 5664 nt
Organism: Stomoxys calcitrans (stable fly)
Lineage: Eukaryota; Metazoa; Arthropoda; Insecta; Diptera; Muscidae
Gene: Kank
Product: KN motif and ankyrin repeat domain-containing protein 2
Exons: 10
Coding region: 25-4335 (1436 amino acids)
Biological process (GO): negative regulation of actin filament polymerization
Cellular component (GO): cytoskeleton; cytoplasm
Molecular function (GO): protein binding
Source: RefSeq, a predicted model, not a curated record
AAAAAAAAACAAAAAAUUUAAAAAAUGCUGUUGGAUAUCUUUUUGUUUUUCUUUGUAAUUCUGUGGCAUUGCUUGAAAUACGAAAGGGCCUUAUAUGCAAGGUCUGGCAUAACGAAUCGAGAACAAGUGAAAUUAUUGCGAUUCCGAGAAAUUCCGGAAAUUUGUUGUAAUCUGCCACAAUAUGCGAAUGUACGCAGCUGCAACUGUUGUCCUUAUGGAUAUCACAUCGAUUUGGAUUUUGUGCGCUAUUGCGAAUCAUUGGCCAAUGCCAAGCCAUCGGAAGAGGAAUUACAAAGACGCAGCCGUCGAAGAUCACGAAAAUCUAUGGAAUUUAUGUUGGGCUUGGAUUCAAUAUUCGAUCAAUGGGAUGCCAUCGAUAAGCAGCAAACAUUAACCGAGUUGCCCCAUGAAAAUGAGCCAGAUUCACCUUUUACAAGUCUACAGAGAACUCCCUCCUUUACAUCCACCCCCUAUCAGUAUCAGGCCACUAGACCCAGAUCUUCUUCAGUUCCGCGUUUUGGCUCCACCACACCCACACCCUAUCCAAGGUCUGAAUCACCCUAUGGCACAGCUUCUUCCACCUGUUCUUCAUAUCGUGGUGCUGAAAGUGAUAAUCCUCCUUAUCCCUUGCGAAGGCCUCCCAUGAGUCCACCUGAAACAAAAGCCUUUCUAAGGGAUGCCCUCGAUGAGGUUUGCAGCGAUUUUGAAAAGACCUUGGAGAGGACUUCCAUGAAGAGAAAGAAAACGGCUCUCAGAGAUGACUCUGGAGGAGGGAGAUUUGGUAGAAGUUUUCCCUAUAGCAGUGAUCGAAAUAACAACAAUCAUUUGGUCAAGGGCCUCAGUUACAACUAUCAGGAUAAACGCUAUAACGGCUGGUCUUGGGACACCACGGACAAUGGCCAUGAUGUGGGAGAUUCUUGCAUAGCUGGCCAGAAAUCACCAAGGACCUCACGCUUCUAUACCAAACCACUGCCCUUUCAACAGAAGUUAUCACCAGCGGAGCAGCAAUAUGAGUCUUAUGUCAAGGCCACAGUGGCUGCAAAUGCCAAAUCACCAAUGGAGGAGCUGUUGCUGGGAGGCAAUGGCACGGCAGGUCAAUCCACGCCUCCUGCGCCGCCCCCACGCAAGCAGUCUUUGGUUACCUCCUCUGUAACUAGCCCCAUAAGUCCAAUGCCCCAAGCCUCUGCGGAAAAUUCUUCUUCCUCCACUUCGCCUGAUAAGCCGCAGCUAGCCUCACAAAUGCCAACAACCGAAAGUCUUCCCUCCCCAGCGGCGGCAGCGACGAUGGCCGCAACAGCUGCAGCAGCCGCCACAGAUGCUCAGACACUUUUCAAUAUACGCCAACAAAUGGCUUUGAGCUUGAAACGCAUGAAAGAUCUAGAGGAACAGGUUAAAACUAUACCGGAUUUGCAGAGUGAGUUGACUCAAUUGCGCGAUGACAAGCAGCGGCUGCAACAGACGGUACAGCGCAAGGAGGAGGAGCUGCAAAAGGCCAAAGAGGCCAAUCGUUUCUCCUCAUCGCCCAGCCCCAGUCCAAAAAUCACUUCACCCAUACAAUUCCAACCACAGCGUGUCAGUCCCAUUUCUCUGGAAAGCAUGGGCACUCGCCUUAGAAGUUCUUCCACCUCCUCCGAUAGGGCUUCCAAAUCUCCGCCCAGCUUAAAAAGAGAUGUGGGAACCAUGUACAGUAAGCAUACCACCCGAGACAUAGCUGUGGGUAGUCCUCUUCCCAUUGUAAAAACCACUCGGGAUGUGGCCUGCAAUUCCGCUCUUACUGCCAACAUCACAGAAAGCCUCUAUACCCGAAUCGAAAUGGAGGAGCACAUAUACAUGUCCAUGCGCCAGUAUGAGGAACAAAAGAAAUUGGAGCGUCUCAAGGAUCUGAUAUCGGUGGGUACCCAAAUGUAUACCCCCAAAAAGGAUGUAAGAGAUUCUUCUGCCCAGACGCGAGCCGAAAGACCUGUGCCCAAAUAUAAUGUGGGCAUUAUGGCGCAGCCAGCCACCCGUGAAAGUUAUACCAAUUGUAAACCAGAUGUACGUUCAGUGGGUUGCUCCAAUGACCGGAUCACAGAUGUGUUGUGUGAAAAGUGUCUGGUGACCAAACACCAUGUGGCCUGUGGCACCGAAGAGCCUGGUGUCGAAACUACCAAGUCCAUAUCGCUUAAGCUACUGGAAAUGCCAGGACGUAGCAAUACCUUUACCCUGGGUGAGCACGAAAAGCUGAACAUACAAAAGAAGACACAAUGGACCCAAUACACUCCCAUCACGGUGCACUCGGCAGCCUGCCAAACACCCUUGGCUGUGGUACACUCGGUAGGUUUGCAAUUCUCCCCCGAAAUGCAGAGCAGCAGCACCCAGGCCGAGGUUGAUAUGGCCUUUAAACUCACCGAUACUCGUGAUUUGAUACGCUGGCGAACAUCACAAACCAAUACCGAGGAGAUGGCUCCUCCCACUCCUUCGACGCCUAAAGAAACAAAAUUACAACCCCCCAAACCCAUACUCUUCACCAAGGCCUGCAAUACGGAAAUGAAAAGUUUUAAAGAUAAUGCCGUGAAUACCCCACCCCCAGCCACCACAAGUAAUUCUGCCUCCAACACCGAAGAAGUCCAUAAGCGAGACAUAGCCUGUGGUGACAUAGUGAAACCUCACAUAUCUAUUGCCUGUGCCGACAACUAUUGUGAUUCUUGCAAGGAUGCCAUUAAAAAUUUAGCUAAAGAUUUCUCCAAAGUUCUGGCAAGUCCUGUGCCCAGUCGAGCAGCUGAAUCGAAAAUACCACGUCCCAAAACACUACCCAGUCCCACACCACAGAGAAGGGUGUUUCAAAGGCAAAAUACGUAUACGGUGACACCUUCACCACCAUCUAGUCCUGUGGCGGAGCGUAAAAAUCUGGCAAGUUCCUUGCAGGAAAAACCUGCGGCAUUCCAUCAAUUGGACUCUGCGGGCGAAUCUCAAAGUUUCAUAACCGAACAAGUGAGUGCGGGCAAAAGCAAGCUAGACAGUGAAAAGCUUACCGAAGAAGAUAGCGAUGAAAAGACCACAGAAUCCCCAGGGGCAUCACCGCAGCGUAAAUCGUUAUAUGACCUCAGUCAUUUGGGUGAUAAUGAGCUCAUUGUGCGUGAAGAGAAGCGUAUAAGUAUCAGUUGGUCGCGCGACAAUUCUCCGGCUCCGGCUCCUGCUGCCGCCGCUGCUGCUGACCAACCUGCAGCCAAACCAAAUGUUGUCUCGAAUGCUAUCGAUGAGAAGCCAGCGCCGCCACCGGCAAAAACGGAAGAAUGCGAGAAAGCAAAAGAGUCAGCCCCACCUUGCAUGGCGGAAAUAUCUCAGGGAGCUCGCAAGAAGACCACCACUUCUCUUUUGCCCUCACCCAUUAAAUCUAGUCAAGUGAAAACAACACGAGGUGAAGAAGAAUCUACCAAGGAGGAGCAGAAACCACCAUCCAAGGCUUUGUUACAAAAAAUAGCCAUGAAAGAAACAGAGCCUAGGAAGAAAGCCACUCCACCCAUGAACAUGCUGGUCGCUCUGAAAUCCAUUAAUAAUUCAUUGUUGAAAAAGAUGGGUGCUAAACCCAUCUCUUCUUUGAGUUUGAAAACUUCCAAGCAGAUCAUACAACAGGAAUGGUUUCGUGUUUCCAGCUCGGAAAAUGCCAACCCCUUGGAUGUUGAGGACUAUUUGGAUUGUUUUGAGGAGUUGUCUGUGCCAUUGUUGGAACAUUGCGUUAAUAUGGUGGAUGCUAAUGGCAAUACCGCCAUGCAUUAUGCAGUCUCGCAUUGUAAUUUCGAUGUUGUAUCCAUUUUGCUCGAUUCUAAGGUUUGCAAUGUAAAUCAAAUGAAUAAUGCCGGAUACACGAGUGUGAUGCUGGUAUCAUUGGCUAAGUUGAAGAAUGCAGAGCAUCGUACAGUCGUUGAACGACUGUUUCAGAUGGCUGAUGUCAAUAUACGAGCAAAAAAGCAUUGCCAGACAGCCCUAAUGCUGGCUGUAUCACAUGGUAACCUGGAAAUGGUACAACUACUCUUGGCCAAUGGUGCCGAUAUCAAUAUUCAGGAUGAGGAUGGCAGCACAGCGCUAAUGUGUGCCGCCGAACAUGGACGCAGUGAUAUUGUUAAGCAUUUGUUAACGCAUCCAGAUUGUGAUUCUUUGAUACAAGAUGCGGACGGCAGCACUGCCUUCAAGAUUGCCUGGCAGGCAGGCCAUCGCGAUAUUGGAGUAUUUCUUUAUGUGCAUGAACAAAUGUUGCGCAGCAAAAUGCCCAAUCGUCCAGAUACAGCGCCUGUGAAACAUAGUCCACCAGCAGCAACAUCACCGCGCUACACUCACAAAAGGCAGCCCUCGAAAUAAGUGUCAAAUGUUCUUAAUGUAAUAUAAGGGCCAGUUUUAGUUUAAAACGAACAAAAAUAACAAUUUCUUAAUAUGUUUAGUUAAAAAAGAAGUCGGGCAUUUUAAAUGCUUUUGUGAACUUUUUUUAAAUUUUUUUUUAUUUUUAUCAUUUAAAAUUAGCAGUACGAAAAACUGGCUUAAGUUAGAGAAAUUAGUUUUACUUUAUGUUUAACCAUCUAUGCAUAAGUUAUAAAUAAAAGGUUUUUAAAGCAGUUAUAGUUAAGAACAUUCCAUGUGGUAAAUUUUAACAAAUCUUAAACCCAAAAGUCAAUUAACUAAAAUCAAGUAAAUAUUGUCCUUAAAUAAAAAGACAAAAUUCAACGAAACCAUAACAAAUGACAACAAAUUUUAACUUUUAUCUUAAAAACAGAAGAGUAACAAUCUUCGUAACCAGUCUUUACAACUUUAUUUCAAGUGCAUGAACAUUGCAACAAAAUCACCUCAAAAAAGUUCUAUAAAACGCACAGGUAUUUUAACUUUAUAUAGAAAAAUAAAAAUUUGUUAUAAAUUUUCUAUCAAAGGCACAAAUAUUCAAAUUAAAUCCCUCCAGUAAGGCAGUUUAAAAGACCCUACAGCAACUCAGUAAAAAUGAUAAUCAAUAAAUAACCCAAAAAAUUUCAUAAAUAACCAAAAGUACGACAAGGCACCUCAAUGAAAUAUCUUUUGUGGUUUGAAAAAUAUAAAAGUUAGACAUUUAAACAACAAAUUACAGAAUUUAAUAUACCACACAAUGUAUCGGACAGCACUCAUUGAUAUGUGAGAAGUUUGCCCCCCAUUCCUAAGCGGAAUAUUCAUGGGCAAAUUUGAAUUUGCAUACUAAAUUUUAGUUAAAAAUUUACUAAAAAACACAACAUUGAACAAUUUUCAAAAUUGAACAGCUUUUUUUAAAUUUUUUAAAUUUUUUACUUUUUGUUUUUAAUUUUCAGCAUUCAAAACCAAUUUUUCAAAUGAAAUUUUAUAACAAAUUAUUUUUAAAAUUUAUUUUUUUUAAAUUAUUCACAAGGUUUUUUUUUUGUAUUUUUUUGUAAUUUCCCACAUCUUUCACAAAAAAGCCACACUUUUUUAUAACCGCAAGUGUAGUGUUCGUCUUGUAGUUGAAUCUUCAAUUUUUAUCCCCUUUCAUUCUAAGUAGGAUAGAACACUACAUAUCUUUAACCAUAAUCAAUACAAAAACAAACAACAAAUAAAAUAUUCAUUGAAAAUAAGUAGUUUUGAACUAAAUUGUUAAUGCAUUCGGGCAUAUUAAUUAAUAUACAUUUACGUAUAUAUGAAAAAUAACAUACAUAUUUA